UGCGUUGUAGCGAUGCUACGCAGUAGUGACUCUCCGCAACACCUCUUCAAGAACAGGAAACAAAACAAGUGUGUCAUGUGAUUAAUGAUUGUGCCUCUCGUGUAGUGUGUAACAAGCCUAGUUGAAGCUGUCGAGCACUCUGCAUAGCACCAUGGCUGAUGAUUUGAAGAGAUACCUGUACAAACAGUUGCAAAGUGUGGAAGGUCUUCAUGCUAUUGUAGUGACAGACAGGGACGGUGUCCCAGUUAUUAAAGUUGCCAAUGACAACGCCCCGGUCCACGCUCUGAGACCUGGCUUCUUGUCCACUUUUGCUCUGGCCACAGAUCAGGGCAGCAAGCUGGGCCUCUCCAAGAACAAGAGCAUCAUCUGCUACUACAACACCUACCAGAUUGUGCAGUUCAAUCGGUUACCGCUGGUCAUCAGUUUUAUUGCCAGCAGCAACGCCAACACAGGUCUCAUCAUGAGUCUGGAGAAGGAGUUGGCUCCACUCAUAGAGGAGCUGAGGCAGGUGGUGGAGGUGACAUAAGCUCGGACAGUCUAAUGGUGCAGUCACUUCAUCUUCAUCUGUUUACGUCAUGAUGGAACUUCCCUGUUCACUUUUCCUUCUGUUGACUUUACUUUCUGCCAUUUUCUGUAGAAUGUAACCUGCUUCUCAUCAGCAUUUUCACAGCUGAAACAGUUUAUAUGUCCAGUCAAAUGUCAACAAGUCUGAAUAAAUGUUUCCAUUUUAGCAACUUAAGUGAUUUCCCUGCCUUAUUCAUUAAGGUUUCAUGUAACAAUACACAUUGUUCAUCCCGUAGUUUUAAGGUAAAGGUCAGUUUCUCCAUAUACUUUAUUUCCCUGACAAUUACAUCCUCCAGAUGCCUGAAUGUAUUUAAGACAUAUUCCUAUACUUUAAGUUAAAACCUUAUGUAGAUAAAUAUGGAAACAUAAAACCGUAUGAAAAUAUACAAACUUUUAUUACCAGAGAAGCUCUUCUGCUUCAAAUUGACUAAUUCAAUUAACUCCUGCUGCCCCUGAGAUCAGUGCUACACAAGUUAUUCAUUUAACGUUGACAUUGAAACAUCAUGUGCACGGACACAGGUCACCUGACUACUACUUUUUAAAUAAAUCAUGAUUCAGUGAUAUGCAAUAUUUACAGUAUUAAAACAAAGGUUUCACAGGAGAGAACCGAAUGCUUUGCAUUUAGUAAAGGAUGACAACAUACCUGCACCUCAACUCUAAAUAAAUCAUUAAGACCCUGAGUCUUUACAUCUUUAUGGAAAUUAAUUAAUGUAUUUCUUUUUAUUCAUUGGAUUCAAUGUAUUAUUUUCAGUCCUGUAGCUUUUUGUUUCCAUGUCUGAAAUGUAGAUUUUAAUAAAAUGAAUAUAAUAA
Cottoperca gobio is the source of this 1374-nucleotide messenger RNA. It is a transcript of the gene lamtor3, whose product is annotated as late endosomal/lysosomal adaptor, MAPK and MTOR activator 3. Lineage: Eukaryota; Metazoa; Chordata; Actinopteri; Perciformes; Bovichtidae. Gene Ontology annotation, cellular component: Ragulator complex. The transcript has 7 exons. Gene Ontology annotation, biological process: cellular response to amino acid stimulus; positive regulation of TOR signaling. The record is from RefSeq and is a predicted model, not a curated record. The coding region runs from base 152 to 526 and encodes 124 amino acids.